Spirometra erinaceieuropaei is the source of this 546-nucleotide messenger RNA. NCBI's taxonomy places the organism in Eukaryota, Metazoa, Platyhelminthes, Cestoda, Diphyllobothriidea, Diphyllobothriidae. The record is from the annotation of a GenBank genome assembly.
AUGGUCGUGGUGGUCGCUCACUUGCUUGCAGGUGAGACUGCGCCUAGCGUCCACUUGCUGGCACCCAACUCUCACCUGUGGCUCCACGUAGCUGGGCUCUGCUCAGCGGCCACACCCCGGGCAACCGUCUCGACCGGCGGGCUAAACCAGGUGAGGGGGCCCUGUGCGCUGUGCCGUGUGCACAGGGUUUGCGGAUUCCGCUGGAUGGAAGGUCGGAUGGAACCUUGCGUCGGCACCGUCGUGACGUGGUUCGUCUCUGCACGUCGCUCGACAGCCGGUGACGGGAUGGAUCUCCACAUCGACAUCGCCUUGACGCGCCCACCUUCGCCGACGGAGACCGCGGCUUACGGCGAAUUCGAGUCGCUCUCCACUACAACCCGAAGUCGUGGUCCCAUAGUGGAGUUCGGCCGUGCCACAACGGCACAUGGCAGCCCUAUUCAGGGAUGGCACUGCCAGCCCCCACGAGGGGAAGCGCCUAGAAAAGGUGGCCUCAACAUUGCUGGGUACCACGCCGUCUCCAGGCUAGCCAGGGCCGCAGACGUCUAA